Messenger RNA from Suricata suricatta (meerkat), 1800 nucleotides. RefSeq names its product glucagon receptor (gene GCGR). Gene Ontology annotation, biological process: cell surface receptor signaling pathway; adenylate cyclase-activating G protein-coupled receptor signaling pathway. Gene Ontology annotation, cellular component: plasma membrane. The record is from RefSeq and is a predicted model, not a curated record. The transcript has 13 exons. Lineage: Eukaryota; Metazoa; Chordata; Mammalia; Carnivora; Herpestidae. Bases 94 to 1665 code for a protein of 523 amino acids. Gene Ontology annotation, molecular function: glucagon receptor activity; peptide hormone binding.
GGACGUCCCCGGAGGAGCGUGUGUGCCCAGGAGGACCCCUUGCCCCCUGGCGGCGGCGGCCCAGCCGGAUGUGGGGGGCGGCCGCUCAGAGGCAUGCCCCCCACCUGGCCGCACCGCGCCCACCUGCUGCUGCCGCUGCUGCUGGCCUGCCGGCCACAGGCCCCCGCUGCCCAGGUCAUGGACUUCCUGUUUGAGAAGUGGAAGCUGUACGGCGACCAGUGUCUCUACAACCUGAGCCUGCUGCCCGCCCCGACCGAGCUGGUCUGUAAUAGGACCUUUGACAAGUAUUCCUGUUGGCCAGACACCCCUCCCAACACCACGGCCAACAUCUCCUGCCCCUGGUACCUGCCCUGGCACCACAAAGUGCAGCACCGCCUCGUCUUCAAGAAGUGCGGGCCCGAUGGGCAGUGGGUGCGCGGGCCCCGGGGGCAGCCGUGGCGAAAUGCUUCUCAGUGCCAGAUGGAUGAGGACGAGAUUGAGGUCCAGAAGGACGCGGCCAAGAUGUACGGCAGGUUCCAGGCGAUGUACACGGUGGGGUAUUCUCUCUCCCUGGGGGCCCUGCUCCUGGCCCUCGCCACCCUGCUGGGCCUCAGCAAGCUGCGCUGCACGCGGAACUACAUCCACGCGAACCUGUUCGCGUCCUUCGUGCUCAAGGCCAGCUCCGUGCUGGUCAUCGAUGCGCUGCUCAGGACCCGCUACAGCCAGAAGAUUGGCGAUGACCUCAGCGUGAGCGUCUGGCUGAGCGACGGGGCGGUGGCCGGCUGCCGGGUGGCCGCGGUCUUCAUGCACUACGGCAUCGUGGCCAACUACUGCUGGCUGCUGGCGGAGGGCGUGUACCUGCAUGGCCUGCUGGGCCUCGCCUCCUUCCCGGACAGGAGCUGCUUCGCCCUCUACCUGGGCAUCGGCUGGGGCGCCCCCAUGCUCUUCGUUGUCCCCUGGGCGGUGGUCAAGUGUCUGUUCGAGAACAUCCAGUGCUGGACCAGCAAUGACAACAUGGGCUUCUGGUGGAUCCUGCGCUUGCCUGUCUUCCUGGCGAUCCUGAUCAACUUCUUCAUCUUCAUCCGCAUCCUUUUCAUCCUGGUGGCUAAGCUGCGAGCCCGCCAGAUGCGCUACACCGACUACAAGCUCCGGCUGGCGAAGUCCACGCUGACCCUCAUCCCCUUGCUGGGGGUCCACGAGGUGGUGUUUGCCUUCGUGACAGACGAGCACGCCCAGGGGACCCUGCGCUCCGCCAAGCUCUUCUUCGACCUCUUCCUCAGCUCCUUCCAGGGCCUGCUGGUGGCUCUCCUGUACUGUUUCCUCAAUAAGGAGGUGCAGUCGGAGGUGCUGCGGCGCUGGCACCGCUGGCACGUGGGCAACUCGCUGCGGGUGCAGCGCCACGUGCGUGGGCCCUCGGCCUCAGCCCGGCCUGGGGGCGCCCCCCCCAGCGAGAAGCCGCUGCUCUCCAGGGCUGAAGGCGGCAGCAAUGGGGCCAGCCAGGACCCCUCUGCAGAGACCUGCCUGGUCAGCAGCCUCCCUGCGUCGGCAGAGAGCCCUUCUAAAGGCCCCUGGGCCCCCAGCCGAGGCCGGACUCAACACCUGCCGGACAACCCAGAACCCGGGCCGGAGGGGCGGGAGCCAGACAGUGGCCCCACUGCCCCCCUCCCCCCCAGUGUCCUGGUCUGAGGGGUGGGGCCUCCCUCACACCUGUCCCUGCUGGGGCGCGGACGGAUAUGAUGGGAGCUGUUCUGUGAGUGCCGGCAGGUGCACCCGGUGUUUAAGGACGUGCGUGUCCUCCAACAAUAAAGAGUCUUAAAGAGU